This is a messenger RNA of Chinchilla lanigera (long-tailed chinchilla), 476 nucleotides long. RefSeq names its product ubiquitin-like with PHD and ring finger domains 1 (gene Uhrf1). Gene Ontology annotation, biological process: negative regulation of gene expression via chromosomal CpG island methylation. The record is from RefSeq and is a predicted model, not a curated record. Gene Ontology annotation, molecular function: ubiquitin protein ligase activity; protein binding. NCBI's taxonomy places the organism in Eukaryota, Metazoa, Chordata, Mammalia, Rodentia, Chinchillidae.
CGGCACUCGGGCGGGGGCGGCCGGGACGGGGCGGCAGGUUGCCAUGGCCACCGCGGGGCCGGCCGUGUCGCGCACGCGCGUGGGGGGCACGGAAGGGGCUGCCCGGGCUCCGGGGUCGCAGGUCUCAGGGAGUCCUGUCCUCUCUUUCGCACUUGGUUGAGUUACCGCUCCUUCUUUCUCCGUCUCCGGGGACUCCUGAAGUUCCAGCCUGUUCUGGACUUUUGCAGUUUACAAACCCUGGGAAUGAAUGAAUGAAUGAACUCCCCAGCGCGGCCACUCGUGGCGGGGCUGGACGUCCCCGGCCGCUGUUUGCCACCGACACCAUGUGGGUCCAGGUGCGGACCAUGGAUGGCAAGGAGACUCACACGGUGGACUCGCUGUCCAGGCUGACCAAGGUGGAAGAACUGAGGCGGAAGAUUCAGGAGCUGUUUCACGUGGAGCCCGGUUUGCAGAGGCUCUUCUACAGGGGCAAGCAG